Messenger RNA from Acinonyx jubatus (cheetah), 928 nucleotides. Its product is annotated as 40S ribosomal protein S6-like. Gene Ontology annotation, molecular function: structural constituent of ribosome. Gene Ontology annotation, biological process: translation. The record is from RefSeq and is a predicted model, not a curated record. Lineage: Eukaryota; Metazoa; Chordata; Mammalia; Carnivora; Felidae. Gene Ontology annotation, cellular component: ribosome.
AUGAUCUCCUAUCACAUUCCCCCUCUUUUACUGUGUUUUAUGUACAUGGGAAUCUGCUUAUCCUUAAGAAGAUAUGCCGGCGCCUCGGAGGCGGUAGGCAGCCUCACCACGAAGCUGAACAUCUCUUUCCCAGCUACUGGCUGCCAGAAACUCAUUGAAGUGGACGAUGAACGCAAACUUCAUACCUUUUAUGAGAAGCGAAUGGCCACAGAAGUUGCUGCUGAUGCUUUAGGGGAAGAAUGGAAGGGUUACGUGGUACGAAUCAGUGGUGGCAAUGACAAACAAGGCUUCCCCAUGAAGCAGGGUGUGACCCAUGGCCGUGUCCGCCUACUGCUGAGUAAGGGGCAUUCCUGCUACCGACCACGGAGGACUGGAGAAAGAAAGCGCAAAUCUGCUCGGGGUUGCAUUGUGGAUGCCAAUCUCAGUGUUCUCAACUUGGUCAUUGUGAAAAAAGGGGAGAAGGAUAUUCCUGGACUCACUGAUAUUACUGUGCCUCGUCGCCUGGGGCCCAAGAGAGCUAGCAGAAUCCGCAAGCUUUUCAAUCUCUCAAAGGAAGAUGAUGUCCGCCAGUAUGUUGUGAGAAAGCCCCUAAAUAAAGAAGGUAAGAAACCUCGAUCCAAAGCACCCAAGAUACAGCGUCUUGUUACUCCACCUGUCCUCCAACACAAACGUCGGCGCAUUGCUUUGAAGAAGCAGCGCACGAAGAAAAACAAGGAAGAGGCUGCAGAAUAUGCUAAGCUUUUGGCCAAGAGAAUGAAGGAGGCCAAAGAAAAGCGCCAGGAACAGAUUGCCAAGAGACGGAGGCUGUCUUCUCUGAGAGCUUCUACCUCAAAGUCUGAGUCCAGUCAAAAAUGAGAUUGUUAUAAAAGGAACAAAUAAAUAAGAUCAGACGUCAAAAAAAAAAAAAAAAAAAAAAAGAUAUGCCAAA